Molecule: messenger RNA, 969 nt
Organism: Helianthus annuus (common sunflower)
Lineage: Eukaryota; Viridiplantae; Streptophyta; Magnoliopsida; Asterales; Asteraceae
Product: vascular-related unknown protein 1
Exons: 3
Coding region: 148-726 (192 amino acids)
Biological process (GO): xylem development
Source: RefSeq, a predicted model, not a curated record
CUUCUGUUGCAAAUCCAUUUAACUUCCCCAACUCACUUGCCCCUACACCAAGAUUCUACAUAUUUUUAAAUUUAUUUUUCAGUUCUAUAUAUACAACCUAUCAUUGAUAUUGUUUUCUUUAUAUCCAAACUCUCUCUUUCUCUCUCAAUGAACUCAAAUCAUUCAUCUUUUUCAUAUACAUCCAUGAAUAAAUCUAUUGUUGAAACAGAUACAUCAUCAGCUGAGGAGAGUGGUUGGACUUCUUAUUUUGAAGAUUUUAUGGUUGCCCAACAACAAAAUCAUAAUCAAUCAUUUACUCAUCAUCAUGAUUAUCAGCAUAAUGGACCCGAGCUAUCUGAUGCUGCUUCGCAUAUUGAGUGGAAUAAUAUCGCUAGUUCAAGGAGUGGCGCUGCCCCGAAAUUCACAAAAAAAUUGAAUCUUUUCAGGAAAACAAGUAGGAGAACAAAAGAUAUUCUUUAUGAUGACUCUUUAGAAGAUACUGCUAGUUCUCCUGUUAACAGCCCCAAGGUUGGGAGUCAACAUAUGGGGUUUAAUCAAAUAAAAGUAGAUGAUAUGAUGGAGAAUUCUUUGGGAAAACGAGGUGGGUUAGAUGAUCAUUUGCAACUACAAAAGAUAGAAGAUCAAAGCAGGCCAAUGAGGUUUGAAGAGAGCAACAAUGGAGACACAGAUUUGAGGAAGAGAGGGUUAUGCUUGGUUCCUUUAUCCAUGUUUGUGAACUAUAUCUGAUAACGCGCCUAUGCAGAAUUGAAGAACUAAUGAUAAAUUUGUAUAGAGUUGUUAAAUAAUGUCCAGAAGAAUGAAAUAGUCCAACUUGAGACAUUGCAUAUAUUGUUAAGCCCAGUUGACUAUCAAAUCAAUCAUCCUUCUGUAUCUUGUAAAUUUUUAAUAACUGUCUUGUUUAUUACUAAGAGGCAAGAAAUAGCCUCUAUAUCUUAUAAAUGAAUAUCGUGUAAGUAUGUUCACUUUAUU